GGUGGCGGCGGAGGCAUGGAGUCGGCGGCGGGGGGAGGCGAAGGUGGCUUCCGUGCCAGCGAGCACCAGCACUCCCGCUACAACCCGCUGCGGGAUGAGUGGGUGCUGGUGUCUGCGCACCGUGUGAAGCGGCCCUGGCACGGACAGCUGGAGAAGCCCCCCCCUGAGGACGUGCCCCGUUGGGACCCCAAGAACCCUCUCUGCCCUGGGGCCACCCGGGCCAACGGUGAGGUGAACCCGAACUACGAGGGCACCUUUGUCUUCCCCAAUGACUUCCCUGCAUUGCAGCCAGAUGCCCCCGAGCCUGAUGACAGUGGCCACCCCCUGUUCCAAGCGGCAGCUGCCCGUGGUGUGUGUAAGGUGAUGUGCUUCCACCCGCACUCCGACCUGACACUGCCCCUGAUGUCGCUGGUGGAGAUCCGGGCAGUGAUUGAUGCGUGGGCAGAACUGGAGGCAGAGCUGGGGGCCUCCUACCCCUGGGUGCAGAUCUUCGAGAACAAAGGGGCAAUGAUGGGCUGCUCCAACCCACACCCACACUGCCAGGUGUGGGCCAGCAGCUUCCUCCCCAACGAGGCGCGCCUGGAGGAGCGGACACAGCGGCAGCACCACAGCCAGCAUGGUGUGCCCAUGCUGCUGGAGUACGCCGAGCAGGAGGCUCAACGUAAGGAGCGGCUGGUGGUGGAGAAUGAGGACUGGCUGGUGGUUGUGCCCUACUGGGCCACCUGGCCUUUCCAGACCCUGCUCCUGCCCCGCCGCCAUGUCCUCCGCCUGCGUGACCUGUGUGACAGCGAGAGGAACAGCCUGGCCUCCAUCAUGCGGCGGCUGCUGAUCAAGUACGACAACCUCUUCCAAGUCUCCUUCCCCUACUCCAUGGGCUGGCAUGGAGCCCCUACAGGCCCCCACCUGCAGGAGGACUGUGGGCACUGGCAGCUCCAUGCCCAUUACUAUCCACCACUGCUCCGCUCUGCCACUGUCCGCAAAUUCAUGGUGGGCUAUGAGAUGCUAGCACAGGCACAGCGGGACCUCACCCCUGAGCAGGCUGCAGAGCGGCUGAGAGCCCUCCCCGAGGUGCACUACAAGCUGAAGCCUCAGAAGACGGUGUGAUGCUGCCCAGGCCUGUGGCGAAGAGCUCAGCUGAGGUCUGUCAGCUUCUUCUGAGCUUCCUCAUGGUCUGUGGCUUCCCCAGCCCUCAUCCUGUCACAUCCCUGCAGUCUCUAUGCCAAAGGGCUUGUCUUCCUCCCAGUCUGGUCUUACUGGUGGAACUGGAAGUGCUGCCCAAUAAACCCGCAAGCAAAGUG
Messenger RNA from Centrocercus urophasianus (Greater sage-grouse), 1298 nucleotides. RefSeq names its product galactose-1-phosphate uridylyltransferase (gene GALT). Gene Ontology annotation, biological process: beta-D-galactose catabolic process via UDP-galactose, Leloir pathway. Gene Ontology annotation, cellular component: cytoplasm. The record is from RefSeq and is a predicted model, not a curated record. The transcript is spliced from 11 exons. Bases 16 to 1104 code for a protein of 362 amino acids. NCBI's taxonomy places the organism in Eukaryota, Metazoa, Chordata, Aves, Galliformes, Phasianidae. Gene Ontology annotation, molecular function: zinc ion binding; UDP-glucose:hexose-1-phosphate uridylyltransferase activity.